Messenger RNA from Salvelinus namaycush (lake trout), 2463 nucleotides. Its product is annotated as protocadherin alpha-C2-like. Gene Ontology annotation, biological process: homophilic cell-cell adhesion. The record is from RefSeq and is a predicted model, not a curated record. Gene Ontology annotation, cellular component: plasma membrane. Gene Ontology annotation, molecular function: calcium ion binding. The transcript has 2 exons. NCBI's taxonomy places the organism in Eukaryota, Metazoa, Chordata, Actinopteri, Salmoniformes, Salmonidae. The coding region runs from base 1 to 2463 and encodes 820 amino acids.
AUGGCGCUUUCCAUUGCAACUGUAUGGACAAGGUGCGUCACCGUUCUCUUUGUAUUCAGCGCGAUGUGGGGAAUUGCUUUGUCCAUUAAUCGCUACUCUAUUCCCGAGGAAAUGCAAGAGGGUUCCGUUGUUGCAAACCUGGCUACAGAUUUGGGACUUGACCUUCGCACUCUGAUAACACGCAAGGCAAAGCUUGAUAUCAUCCACAGAAACAAAUAUCUGGACAUUAACAAAGAAACGGGAGACCUGUUCAUACUUGAAAAGAUAGAUAGGGAAUAUAUAUGCUCGAGCAAGACAACGUCUUGUUUUCUGAAAAUGGAUGUCAUAUUUGAAAAUCCCAUUCGAAUCUUUAACAUUGAGCUUGAAAUUAUGGACAUAAAUGACAAUGCACCGGUCUUUCGAAGGGAGACAAUGCACUUGGAUAUUUCAGAAUCUACCGCUGCAGGAGAGAGAUUCUCUUUGACAAAUGCUGUGGAUGCAGAUGUCGGUGCGAAUUCUAUUAAGACUUACUAUUUAAGCGAAAGCAAGUCUUUUACAAUUGACAUACAGACGGGAAGCGAUGGAUCUAAAUACGUAGAUUUGGUUCUCAACAGUAAUUUAGACAGAGAGGAACAGGCGGUUCAUCAUUUAAUACUAACCGCUGUAGAUGGCGGGGUCCCUGCACGCUCAGGCACAGCCAGCAUCAUCGUUAGGGUUCUGGAUAUCAAUGACAACGCCCCUUUUUUUAACCAGCCGAUAUAUGCUAUUAAUGUAACUGAGAACUCCCCAAUUGGAACUCUAGUAAUGACCUUGAACGCAACAGACUUGGACGAGGGCACUAACGCAGAGAUGAUAUAUUCAUACACGUUAUAUACAUCCGAGAAGACACAAGAAAAGUUCUCUCUAAAUUCGAAUACAGGGGAAAUAAAGGUUAAGGAUGUGAUUGAUUUUGAGGAGAGCCACAGUUUCGAUAUAUAUAUUCAAGCCAGAGACCAAGGAUCUAAUUCGUUAUCCGGAGAUUGUAAAAUAAUGGUAUUUAUUACCGAUCUGAAUGACAACUAUCCCGAGGUUACCAUUAAAUCUUUUAAAAGCACGCUCAAGGAAGAUGUUGCCAUAGGAACAUUAAUAGCAGUGAUCAGUAUAAGCGACAGGGACUCCGGGGACAACGGUGAAGUUGAGCUCACUUUGAACCAACAAACAUCCCUACCCUUUGUUCUUAAUAAGUCUUCGGAGGAUUACUUUGCUCUGCAUGUUUCAGAACCACUGGACCGUGAGACAAUUCCAAGAUAUGAAAUCACUUUCAUAGUCACAGACAAAGGAACACCUCGCUUAUCUGACAAUGAGACAAUCACCUUGGAGAUACUGGAUGUCAACGAUAACUCGCCAAUAUUCCCCCAGUCGUUCUACACAAUCCAUGUUGUAGAGAACAACGUCCCCGGCGCACUGUUGACGUCACUCAGUGCUUUCGACCCGGACCUCCAUGAGAACCAGUAUCUGGUGUAUUUUAUCAUGGAGAAGGAGAUCAUCAACACAUCUAUGUCCAUGCUUUUCUCCAUUAAUCCAGAGAAUGGCAACCUUUACGCUCUAAAGACCUUUGACUUUGAGAGGGAGAGGGAGUUCCUUUUCCACAUAGAGGCCAGAGACUCUGGGGUACCUCCACUGAACAGCAAUGUGACAGUUCACAUCAUCAUUCUGGAUCAGAAUGACAACACCCCGCUCAUAGUGUCACCUUGGCGUGCGCAGGGCUCGGUUAUUGAAGAGGUGAUACCGAGGUCCACUGAGAAAGGAUUCCUAGUUGCCAAAGUAAUCGCCAUUGACGCAGACUCAUUACAGAAUUCACGGGUCACAUAUCAGCUUCUACAGAUCAGUGACUCUAGCCUCUUCAGUCUAGAUCAGUACAAUGGGGAGAUCCGUACCACGAGAAUGUUCAGCUAUAGGGACCCCCGUCAUCAGAGGCUGGUUGUUGUCGCCAAAGACAAUGGAGACCCCGCUCUUUCCGCUACAGUCACCAUCAAGAUAUCAACAGUAGAACACAUGGUGACGCCAUUCUCAGAAACUACUGAGGUGCCUUUGGAAUAUGACUUGUUCACAGACUUAAAUCUGUAUUUAGUCAUUGGUUUGGGCUCAGUAUCCUUUCUGCUAUUGAUCACCAUAUUGGUGGUCAUCGUGCUGAAGUGUCAGAAACCGAAGCCCAUGAAGAUGCCUCCUGCUAUGAAUAUGAAUCUGAACAGUCUAAACAGGAACAGUGUGAUCAGCAGAAACAGUAUCAUCAGCCAGAGGAGCUCUACCAUAGCCGAUUCCACCCUCAUCUCCAGUGAUGCCUACUGGUACAGCCUGUUUCUAGCAGAAACCAGGAAAGGCAAGGUGGUUGUCCGACAGCCUAUAGUACCGAAGGGAGCAGGCUACUUUGUGUCCAGUAUACCCAGAAGCACAGGGCCUACAGAGACCAGCGACUCAAGAGCAUCCACGCUACAGGUCCAAUAA